This is a messenger RNA of Rotaria socialis, 405 nucleotides long. NCBI's taxonomy places the organism in Eukaryota, Metazoa, Rotifera, Eurotatoria, Philodinida, Philodinidae. The record is from the annotation of a GenBank genome assembly.
AUGUUAACUAGGGAACCGCGGCUGUAUUCUUUGAUUGUGACUCUUGUUCUUUCUGCUGCUUAUUUGUCAACAUUUUUAUAUAAAAGUGACAAUGUUAAAUUUAACCCGAUUAUAUGGACUAACUUAAGUCUUCAAGAACAGCUUUCUAUUCGAGAUAGAAUACUUUCAACCGCAAUAAAUAAAUCCACGCAUACGGUACCACGUGUUGUUGUCUCCUUGACAUCCUUUAGUUCACGCCUGAAAUAUAUUGAUGAUACACUUCAAAGUUUAUUUCGUCAAACCUAUCCACCCGACCAAAUUUAUCUUUUUAUGCCAAUAAAAAACUACUCGCGAUUUAAUUUACCAUCAUUUUCACCAACAACCAUUAUCGAUAUACAGCAAACAUAUGAAGGAAAAAAAUUAUAA